GUCCACCUUACGUUACCGCCUCUGCUGUAAGUAAGAAGAUACUGCGAAGUUGUUGCUGCCACCCCUUCCGAAAAAUCGUUUGUUGGGUUUCACAGCUACUUUUGAAGCCCCCGCUUUGCUUAGCGUCGGGGCAGUAGUCUACUGAUCCUUGUUGGAAUACGUGGCUACGACAAAGAUGGUAAAGGCGCGUCGUUCUCGCCUUACGAGUGGGCCAUCUGAUGCCGCUGGGUUUCUCUUACUACUCACCAUGUUCCUAGUUGCGCACAUGGACACUGCAUGUGCUCAAGCAACAAUAAUGACAAGCACUCUGGAUCUUGAUGACAACGUCCUAGUGCUUGAAUUUGCAAGUCUUGAUAUGAAUUUAAUGGUUGACUGCACUAAACUUAGGUUGGGGAGUACUGUUGGGGGAUUUUCUAAUUCCCAGCCCCUAUCCAAUCCAGCCACUGUCACUAGCAUGUCAGCAACAGUAUCGUGUCCACUUGGAACUGAUCUGAAGAUAGCAAUAGAAACAGAUGAUAAUUUCGGGACAACUUCAACUGACACAGUGCUCUUUAUAGAGAGUGGAAAUGGUAUAAAUGAUACUGGUAAUGAGUUGGAUCCCGAUAUGACAGGGAUGAAUGUUAGUAUGGUCGACAGUGAUGAC
This is a messenger RNA of Geodia barretti, 643 nucleotides long. NCBI's taxonomy places the organism in Eukaryota, Metazoa, Porifera, Demospongiae, Tetractinellida, Geodiidae. The record is from the annotation of a GenBank genome assembly.